UUGGAUUUGUAAUGGGUGGCAGGCGCCUUCUCCACGGCAAUUACUUCACACGUUACCUUUUCGGCUCACUCGCUGUUAUCUGGAUUGCCGAAUAUGCUGCUGCCUGUCAAUACGGUAUACCACGCCAUCGUAAUCCCAACUGGAUGUGGUCUUGGUGGCUCGAGAAGCAGAACCAGAUAAAAAAUGGUGAGAUACCAGCCAACACCCCAGGUUAUGCUAUGGUCAAGUGGAACAAUGAGGCCGAACAGAGAUGGCUCAAGACGCUCAAUGUUGAGGCUAUGAACGAGGAAUUCGCCCGCCGUCGGGAGGCUUACUACAAAGGUCAUCACGGUGGUCACUAAUAUGCCCAUACUCACUUGUUAUUACAUCCGUACGCUAGGGCGUCGGAAUACGAAAGGUCGAUCAGCGUUGUGAUGUUGAAGGACGCUUUUGU
This is a messenger RNA of Perkinsus marinus ATCC 50983, 433 nucleotides long. RefSeq lists its product as hypothetical. The transcript is spliced from 4 exons. The record is from RefSeq and is a predicted model, not a curated record. The coding region runs from base 12 to 341 and encodes 109 amino acids. NCBI's taxonomy places the organism in Eukaryota, Perkinsozoa, Perkinsida, Perkinsidae.